AUGGCUGCUUGCUUGAACGACUGCUCGAACGACCCUAAUUGUGAAGGUGUUGGAUACGAUACAUCGACAGGCACUUGCUACGAGUACUGUAGCGAGGUCUCGAACAGUGGUUCUUACUCCACAAAUGUGCAGUUCGCGCAGCUCAAGCAGCGUGCUGUCGUCAAGAGUGGAACCACAUAUACCUUCCCGAUCACCACUUCGCUCACCAGCAACGGUAUUAAUGUACAAGGUGGAACGACCUUUCCAUAUACACCGACUUCCUCUUUAUCGUCAGCUCUGGGUGGGUUGACUUCCGGAAUUACCGCCACGUCUCCAUCAAGUGGCCUCGGGGGCCUGACGUCCGGGCUCACCACAUCGACCAUAUCGAACCUUGGCGGGCUGACUUCCGGACUCGCCACACCAACCAUAUCAAAUCUUGGCGGGCUGACAUCAGGCCUGUUAAAUCUCGGUGGUGUGAUGUCGACUUCGGCCACGGCUUCUUCUGCGGCCACAAUAUCCUCGGGCACUUACCCAUCUAGUACAUCUUCGAGUACGAGUGGCGGGUUGAGCUUUUUAUCUGGCGGAUUUGGCGGCAAUCAAGGAGUAUCAACAGUCAGCUCGCUCUCAUCAGCAACAGUGCCCACCUCCGCUGGUCCAACAGAAACCGCCGCUUCGUACUCUUGUCCAGCAAAUGAUGGCCAGACUGUAAUCGAGAAUGGCAAUAGUUAUGUCAUCGGCUGCGGUGGCUCUUUGACAGGCACAUACUACACUAUCGGCUCCGCCGCUCGUUCCUUCAGCGACUGCUUCGCUUCUUGCGAUCAGAGCAGCACCAGCCAGGGGGCAAAAUACUGUACUGGCUUCAGCUACGUCGGCUCGACAAAUGGUGACGGACCUGGGACUUGUUACCUUUACAACAACGUUGGCAAUGGCAUGGUCGCCACUAACUCGAGCUCGGUGGCUGCCGCCCGUUUGGUCAAUUAUGUCGCCGGUGCUUUGCCAUCUGGUAGCGCAGGAGUGGGCGCCGGUAUUACUGGCGUAUCCGCAAACCUGCCCUCGAGCACCAUCUCCCCUCCCGUUAAUACGUGCACGAACGGUGGCGACCCACUCAAUGGCUGCGUUGCCGCUGUCGUCACAGCUACUCCAGCUGCUGGUGCCAGCGGAGGCCUUGGUUUGACAGGUUCCUCCACAAGCACGAUAUCAAACGUGCAAGCCUCAGUCACAGCCAUCGCCUCACUAUCGGCCAGCGGAUCUGCCGGUCUAGGUUUGAGUCUUGGAUCUUCUGGACCGAGCGUCAGUGCGACAAUGAGCUUAGGGAUCGGACUGUCCGGCACGCUGGAAGCAGGUGCCACGGGUACCCUGCUGCCGAGUGGCUCGUCUGCUUUGACAAGUACGAGUGUGGUGUCUUUGCCGUCCACGAGUACGGCUGUCAGUUUUUCGAUUACCACAGGCUUGAGCAGCUUGCCUUUGACUAGCCCCACCCUGAGCAUCAAUACGAACACAGGUCAAGGCAUGAUUGGCCAGUCCGCAGGCCUGCCUUCGACGAACAACAACGACCAUAACUUCCUGCUCGAGCGUGCUAGGAGGCCAACUUACAUGCCCCGGCGGAGUCUCAAAUACGCUAUUGGCGUCAGUAUCUACUACGUCGAGCUCAGGGAGUGCAACAGUCUACAUAGCCUUCACGACGACCGUAACUACGACGACAACGACAAGUAG
This is a messenger RNA of Recurvomyces mirabilis, 1692 nucleotides long. RefSeq lists its product as uncharacterized. The coding region runs from base 1 to 1692 and encodes 563 amino acids. Lineage: Eukaryota; Fungi; Ascomycota; Dothideomycetes; Mycosphaerellales; Teratosphaeriaceae. The record is from RefSeq and is a predicted model, not a curated record. The transcript is spliced from 2 exons.